Molecule: messenger RNA, 2112 nt
Organism: Psammomys obesus (fat sand rat)
Lineage: Eukaryota; Metazoa; Chordata; Mammalia; Rodentia; Muridae
Gene: Gjc2
Product: gap junction protein gamma 2
Exons: 2
Coding region: 77-1402 (441 amino acids)
Biological process (GO): cell communication
Cellular component (GO): connexin complex
Source: RefSeq, a predicted model, not a curated record
AUCCAGCCAGCAGGUGGAGGGGCUCAGCCAGCGGCUUACAUUUCCAGCCUGGAGAAGGUCCCACCUGCUCGCUCCCAUGACCAACAUGAGCUGGAGCUUCCUGACGCGGCUGCUGGAGGAGAUCCACAACCAUUCCACCUUCGUGGGCAAAGUGUGGCUCACCGUGCUGGUGGUCUUCCGCAUUGUGCUGACGGCUGUGGGUGGCGAGUCCAUCUACUCAGACGAGCAAUCCAAGUUCACCUGCAACACGCGGCAGCCGGGCUGCGACAACGUUUGCUACGAUGCUUUCGCGCCCCUGUCGCACGUGCGCUUCUGGGUCUUCCAGAUCGUGGUUAUCUCCACGCCUUCCGUCAUGUACCUGGGUUACGCUGUCCACCGCCUGGCGCGCGCCUCGGAACAGGAGCGCAGACGUGCCCUCCGCCGUCGCCCCGGCCCCCGGCGCGUGCCCCGGACGCAGCUGCCACCGCCUCCUCCGGGUUGGCCGGACACCACCGAUCUGGGAGAGGCGGAGCCCAUGCUGGCGCUGGAGGAGGAGGACGACGAGGAGCCAGGGGCGCCCGAGGGCCCUGGGGAAGACACGGAGGAGGAGCGCGCGGAGGAUGUGGCUGCCAAGGGGGGUGGAGGUGACGGCAAGACGGUGGUCGCUCCUGGCCCGGCCGGGCAGCACGACGGGAGGCGGCGCAUCCAGAGGGAGGGCCUGAUGCGCGUUUACGUGGCCCAGCUGGUGGUCAGGGCGGCCUUCGAGGUGGCCUUUCUGGUGGGCCAGUACCUGCUGUACGGGUUCGAGGUGCCGCCCUUCUUCGCCUGCAGCCGCCAGCCUUGCCCACACGUGGUGGACUGUUUCGUGUCGCGCCCGACCGAGAAGACGGUCUUCCUCCUGGUCAUGUACGUGGUUAGCUGCCUGUGCCUGCUGCUCAACCUCUGCGAGAUGGCGCACCUGGGUCUGGGCAGUGCGCAGGACGCCGUGCGCGGCCGUCGGGGGGCCUCGGCGGCGCUCGCUCCCGGCCCCGCCCCGCGCCCGCCGCCCUGCGCUUUCCCGGCGGCCGCCGGCGGCCUGGCCUGCCCUCCCGACUACAGCCUGGUGGUGCGUGCGGCCGAGCGCGCGCGAGCGCACGAUCAGAACUUGGCUAACCUGGCCCUGCAGGCUCUGCGCGAUGGGGCGGCGGUGGCGGCGGUGGCCGCGGACCGGGACAGUCCGCCGGGCUCAGCGCUCAAUGCAGCGUCUCGGGGGCCACCUAGGGCGGCCGGCCCAGCUUCCGGAACCGGCAGCGCCACGUCGGGGGGUACCGUUGGGGAGCAGGGCCGGCCGGGGGCUCAGGAACAGCUGGUCUCUAAGCCCAGGGCUGGCUCUGAGAAGGGCAGUACGGGCAGCAGGGACGGCAAGGCCACGGUGUGGAUCUGAGGGCCCUGGGGAGCGCUCAGGGAGGGCCUGGCAUAAGGAUUCAAUGGGAAUCUUUCUGCCCUCAACCCAUGGCCUCUGGCAGACUCCCUCGGGGGCCUUUAGGAGAAGAGGGAGCUGAAGACCUUUAGGAAGCGCUGGCUCCGGUUGCCUCCCUGCAGGAUGGGUAGGGAGUGACCAGGGUCUUGUACCUGUGCCCUGGGGGCGGGAUGGGGGAUAGGUAGAUCCGUGUUCCAGGAACUGACUGCCCCUCCAGGCUAUGCUAAGCUGGGAUGACCCCUCUGCUGUGCCUACCAGCCCUUCCUUCUGGGCUCUCCCGCAGCACCCCCAUAGGAUGGGGGUGUCUGGCAUAUGCCUUUUGGGGACUAUGCUUACGGCGGCCCCUCGGACCUUACUGAGCCAAGAACUCCCAGGUCAGGGGCAAGAGGACAAACCCUUGGCUCCCUGCUUGAGACCCUGAAGGAGGCCCCGGGCUAAGAACAGCCUACUCUCUGAGCUGCCAUCGCCCGACAUGGCUCCUUCCCAGGGGACAGACAUCCUGGCAGUUCUGUCGUGCCUUGCUGCCUAGAUCCAUAAGGCUGUGGUCCAGGGCUGUGACUUUUGCCAUGUUGAAAAAUUAGAGCUCUGGGAGCCUGUCCCCAUCUUCUGUCCCCUUCUCCCUGUUUUAAAGCCAACUUCCAGAACAAAUGAAGUAAAAUAAAACUAACUCUUUG